AUGGUGAAUGUUUUUUUGCUGCAUCGAGGCAUGGAAGUUCAUCGUCAAGCUGAGGCUGGGAUGGGAAUAGAUGCAAUCCAUCGUAACGUCUACGUGGGGAAUGCUCUCAUCGACAUGUACGUGAAGUGCCGGAGCAUGGUGCGUGCUCAAGAGGUGUUCGACAGGAUGAAAACUCGGGAUGUGGUCUCUUGGAACCAAUCUCGCAGCCAAGGAAGAAGCUCGGAAUCCACAAGAGAAGCUCAGGUUUCUAGUAACGGGUGUGGCGAUCUAUGGCAUUUGCCUGCUGCGGGCAAAUGCGUUCCAGAAGAAAACAUUUCCAUCUUCCAUUUUGUGGAGGACACCCAAGGCAUCCGCGGCGCGCCCGCACUUUCCAUACAUUUCCAUGACGAAAUUCGCGAGGAAUCUGUGACGAUCAGAGCAGCGUCUCCUCCUCGUCGUCAAGAACAAUGCAGAGUUUUCGACCGUGUGAAGCAUCGCGACGUUGUUAUCUGGAACACAGUGAUCUCGGGAUACACACAGAACGACGAAAGUGAGGCUGCUCUAGAGCUGUUUGAGGCUCUCUUGUGCGAUGGUGGUAUUUCUCCAACCAGCUUGACAGUCGUCGCGGCUUUCAAGGCUUGCGGCAGUCUUGCAGUCAAGAACAAAGAAAGGGAUCGAACGAGAGCAUUGGAAAUCACCAUAGUUGUUCAUCGUGAAGCUGUGACGAAGCUGGAUGCCUCCGAGUGGGACGCUUACAUGACGAGAAGCGUGAUCGAUGCGUACGCCAGGUGUGGGAGGCUGGGCAAUACCGGUCAGCUUCGCAACGUGGUCUCGUGGAACGUCUUGAUCCUUGGCUUCGCGGAGAACGGCGAUGCUAGACGGAGAUCUCAGGUUGUUCCACAGGAUGAGACGCGAAGGCUGCCGACCAAACGCAUCAACGUACGUCGCGGUGCUGAAAGCUUGCAGCAUUCGAGUCUAGAGCUUGGGAGCAACGUCAAGGCUCUGAUCUACCGUGGAGGCAUUGAGGAAGAUGGAGUUUUGGCUGGAACCCUGGUUGACUUUCACGGCAAAGCUGGAGACAUGGUUUCCGCUCGCCAGCUAUUUGACUCGCUAGCGGGAGAUGGUGACGAGGCCUGGAGUGCGCUGAUCGCCGGAUACAGCAGGCAAGGGGACGCAAGCCAAGCGCCGACGCUGUUUUACGAGAUGGUAAACUCUGGCAUCAAACCGCAUGGUAUCACAGCUCUCGCAGUUCUAACCACGGUGGUUUCGUCGAGGCAGGGAAGAAGUUCUUCCAAGAAAUGCCAUCCAAAUACGGCAUUGUCCCCGAAGUGGAGCAGUUCCACUGCGUUGUCGAUCUUCUCAGCAGAGCAAACCAGCGGGAAGAAGCGCUCGCGCUGGUUCAAGGUAAUGACGAAGCGGUGGAACUUUGAACCUAAAACCGCUUGUGGUGCGUGA
Molecule: messenger RNA, 1434 nt
Organism: Selaginella moellendorffii
Lineage: Eukaryota; Viridiplantae; Streptophyta; Lycopodiopsida; Selaginellales; Selaginellaceae
Product: pentatricopeptide repeat-containing protein At5g16860-like
Exons: 2
Coding region: 1-1434 (477 amino acids)
Biological process (GO): RNA modification
Molecular function (GO): RNA binding; protein binding
Source: RefSeq, a predicted model, not a curated record